UGCUUUCUCAUUCCUGAUUCCAACAUGUUCAAUUUCAAAGAAAUGGCCGUUCCCCAGUCCGCCUCCGCCGUCUUCUCCGCCUACGCUUCCUUCGCCACCACCAUGAUGCUCAUCCGUUCUGUCACCAACGAACUCCUCCCCGCCAAAUUCAUCUCCUUCCUCUCUUCUAUUUUCGUUUACUUCUUCGGCUCUAUUGCUUCUCAGACUAAGUUUGUCAUCGAGGAGAAUUCUGGGUUUACCAUCAACGAGGUCUUCCAAGCCGCCGAGUUUUAUCUCCGUACGAAAAUCUCCCCUUCUAUUGACACUCUCAAGGUUAGCAAAACCCCCCGCCAGAAGAAAGUCAGGCUGUCCAUCGACAAGGACCAAGAAAUCAUCGAUUACUUUGAAAACAUUCGCCUCCAGUGGCGAUUUGUCUGUUCUGUAGACGAACGCAAUGGGGGUGGUGGCAGAGAGAAGCGCCAUUUUGAGCUUUCGUUUCCCAAGAAAUUCAGGGAUAGAGUUGUCGAUUUCUAUUUGCCUUAUGUGUUGAAGAGGGCCAAGGAGAUUAAAGAGGAGCACAAAGUUGUGAAGAUUUUUAGCCAGGAAUGUCAGUAUGAUGACGACAGCGGCGGCAAUUGGGGCUCUGUAAAUCUAGAACAUCCGGCGACGUUUGAUACGCUGGCCAUGGACCCUGAGUUGAAGCAAUCGAUAAUCGAUGAUUUGAACAGGUUUGUUAGAAGGAAGGAUUUCUAUAAAAAGGUGGGGAAGGCUUGGAAGAGGGGAUAUUUGUUGUAUGGUCCUCCUGGUACGGGAAAAUCAAGCUUAAUUGCCGCCAUGGCUAACUACCUUAAGUUUGACAUUUACGAUUUGGAUCUCACAAACAUGUACAGCAAUAGCGAUCUCAGGAGGGUUUUGUUAGCCACAACAAAUCGUUCGAUUUUGGUGAUAGAGGAUAUAGAUUGCAGCGUGGAAAUACAGAAUCGCCAGAGUGAGGAACAUUUUGAUCGAUCCAACAGCAAGUUUACGUUGUCGGGGAUGCUGAAUUUCAUCGACGGAUUAUGGUCAAGUUGUGGAGAUGAAAGAAUCAUAAUAUUUACAACGAACCAUAAAGAUCGAUUGGAUCCUGCUCUGCUGCGGCCGGGUCGGAUGGAUGUGCAUAUAAACAUGUCGUAUUGUAGCCGUGAAGGGUUGAAGGUGUUGGUGUCGAAUUACCUGGGCGGGGAAGCGACUAAGCAUUGUAUGUACGGAGAAAUAGAAGAGUUGAUGGAAGAUAUGGAAGUAUCACCGGCAGAGAUUGCGGAAGAGCUAAUGAAGGGCGAGGAGACGGAGGCCGUUCUUGGAGGUCUGGUGGGUUUUCUAAAACGUAAAAGGGAAGAACAGAGGAAGGAGAAAGAGGAGAAAAAUGAAGAGGAAGAAGAAGAAAGGGAUGAAAUUGAAGAAGUAGAAGAAGGUGGAGAUGAUGAAGAUUCAGAAAGGAAAAAAUGGGAACCGAGAAAUAGAAUGCUAAGAAUUGGAUAUGGAUAUAGAGGACGCGGGCGUGGGCGUGGGCGUGGUCGUGUGCGUGGGCGAUGAUGGGUGUGAAUUCAUGGGAGUGGGUAACCAUUGAGGAAAUAGAAGGAAGCCCUGUUUUUGUGAUUGGGUUUCGUUUGGUAGAGGUCGAGUUGACUCGGGUUGGGAUGAGUCAUGAGUGGAUGGACCUGAGUUGAGUUAUUUCAACUAGAAAUUACUUGGGUGGUUCUGUUUCGGUGCAUCCCAGUUUGCUGUUCAAUAAGCAAUUGUUGUAUUCUUUUCCAAAAAAUCUUUUUUUUUCUUUUUUUUCAAAUGUGGGGUAUGAGAUUAGGAGAGAUGCCCUUUCAAGUAUGAGAAUGUGAAAGAUGAAUUUUUGAGGCUA
Molecule: messenger RNA, 1870 nt
Organism: Benincasa hispida (wax gourd)
Lineage: Eukaryota; Viridiplantae; Streptophyta; Magnoliopsida; Cucurbitales; Cucurbitaceae
Product: AAA-ATPase At2g18193-like
Molecular function (GO): ATP hydrolysis activity; ATP binding
Source: RefSeq, a predicted model, not a curated record